Aspergillus aculeatus ATCC 16872 is the source of this 1260-nucleotide messenger RNA. RefSeq lists its product as uncharacterized. The record is from RefSeq and is a predicted model, not a curated record. The transcript has a single exon. The coding region runs from base 1 to 1260 and encodes 419 amino acids. NCBI's taxonomy places the organism in Eukaryota, Fungi, Ascomycota, Eurotiomycetes, Eurotiales, Aspergillaceae.
AUGGCGCAGCUCGCCAUGGGCAGCCGGCUAUUGCGCUGCCAGAACGCAAGCACUCUCGGUCAAGCCGUCGGAUCCUUCUCACAGAAGCGCACGUAUCUCACUAAAGGUAUUGUAACUGAUCCUUUGCCCAAUUUCCCCUGGAUGACACAAGAGGAACCGUACCCUACGGAAGUAUCCCAAGCUAACUUCACCAUCCUCGGACCAGUGCCCACCUUCAAGCGCGCGCCCCAGAAGCUGAAACCGGGCCUCAACAAAUUCCGCGAUGAGGUGUUCAUCCCACUCAACCUGACGGAGCAGCAGAAGCUCCUGAUCUACCGGAAGAAGCACCAGGGCACCCUGGACGAGCACCCGGUGACGGUGGCGAUCAGCGAGGAGGAGGAGUACCAGCUGCGGCCGAUGGAGUUCACGGCGCAGCCGCGCAACGCGGAGGCCAACGCGGUGAUCCGCCGGAUGCGGUCGGCGGAGGACUGGAAGGUGCUGCCCGCGUUCCUGACGGCGCUGCACCAGGUGAACCGCAAGCUGAACAUGGAGAUGGUGGUGCGGCGCGCGGGCCGCAACAACGCGAUGCUCGCCAUCCUGGAGGCGGCCAAAGCGAAGAGCACCGGCUUCUCGCUGCGGGAGCCGCGGCUGGCGGAGAAGAUCUUCUUCGAGCUGCACCUGCGCGCCCAGGCCGAGGGCUUCAAGGGCCCCGAGCUCGACCGCCUGCUCUCGCUCGGCGAGGAGUUCGUGGACGUCAUGUCGCUGCCCCGCCACGCCAACCGCCUCCUGAGCCAGGACGCCCGCCGCCGCCCAGCCGUCAUCGCCGUCCUGCUCGAGCUCAGCGCCGCCCGCGCCCUCGACCGGUUCGGCGGCAAGGACGCCGACGGCCUCGUCCGCGCCUACAGCGACCGUCUGCUCGCCAGCUUGGAGCACAGCUUCCAACUGGACAUGAACCCGCCCCAGAUCAAGGUGCCGGUGACCUCGAAGGUCGCGGAGGACACGUCUUCGUCCGAGAACCCCCUCGCGGCAGCCGAGAAGAUCCAGAAGAAAGAGUACCGAAACUACCAGGAGACCGAACUGCGCCUGGAGCAGAAUGUCCCCAUCUUCCACGCCCUCCGGCUGGCCCAGAAGUUGCCCCUCAACGCCACAACCUUGAAGGCUUUCCAAAAACACGAGCAGGCCCUGCGGCAGUGGAUCAAGAUUCAGAAGAACGCCGCCCCAACGUUGGCCCGGCAAAAGCCCGGACGGGGCUCUCGGCAGGUCACGGCCUUAGUUAAUUGA